AUGGCCAUGCGGCUUCUCAGAGCACGACUACAUCACGUUGAUAACCAUACGUACUUCGAAUUCGGCGUCACCGGCCACCUUGCGCCCUACACGUACGCUUCGAAAAUCUGCCAACCGUCGUCAGGAGCCCGUAGACUUCAGACUUUCAUCGGACAACAUGGAAAGAUGCAGCUCACCGCAAGGUCUCUCAGCUCAGCAGCAGCUCAAGCAUUGAUUCUCGCUGCAUACUUUGCAAGACCGAUGUUGCCUUUGCUGAUCGAGAAGAGUAUGGAAUAUUAUGCUCGGCUUCUGGAACGUAUGCCAUCCGCCGGCUUGGUACUCAUUCUCGGCUGCACCUGUACCUUUGCCGUCACCGCAAAUCGCCAACUUACGCGACGAAGCGACCGCGAGUUUGCCAGACGACGUCGACGUGCGGCAAGCAAGACUGUCACAAUCAGCAGGCCCCGUGACAUACAAGAUUGA
This is a messenger RNA of Mixia osmundae IAM 14324, 462 nucleotides long. RefSeq lists its product as uncharacterized. Bases 1 to 462 code for a protein of 153 amino acids. Lineage: Eukaryota; Fungi; Basidiomycota; Mixiomycetes; Mixiales; Mixiaceae. The transcript has 2 exons. The record is from RefSeq and is a predicted model, not a curated record.